This is a messenger RNA of Arabidopsis arenosa, 2242 nucleotides long. Lineage: Eukaryota; Viridiplantae; Streptophyta; Magnoliopsida; Brassicales; Brassicaceae. The record is from the annotation of a GenBank genome assembly.
GAACCAGUACAAACCAUGGCGACAACGAGCUCCGGCCGGUUAAUCGCCGGUUUAACGGCAUCGAUCGGCUCAAUCGAAUCGCGUUACGCGAAUCCAGCUCAAUCCGUUUCUCUAAUCUGUCGAAAUCAAACCAAUGGUGCACCUCCCAUCGUCCUUCGGUCCUCUCGAAGAUCUAAGCUGUGGUUAAUCGAGGCGAUUCCUCCGGCGAAGUCCUGGGACGGAUCUAACGAUGGCGAACAAGAAAUCAAGAAGUCAGACGCGCGUAAUUACGCGAUCGGUGGAAUCGGUGGUCGCGCGGUCGCCGGAAAACAUGACAGGACGAUGGAGAUAGUUAUAGCAGCGGCGACAACGGCGGCGCUGGGUGUUGGGAAUCGCGUACUAUAUAAGCUGGCUCUUAUUCCUCUCAAGCAAUAUCCCUUCUUCCUCGCACAGCUCUCCACCUUCGGGUAUGUAGCUGUAUACUUUUCGAUCUUGUAUUUCAGAUACCGAGCUGGAAUUGUUACAAAAGAGAUGCUAUCAGUUCCAAAACUUCCAUUUUUAAUUGUUGGCGUCUUAGAGUCUCUUGCUCUAGCUGCUGGGAUGGCGGCCGCAUCAAAUCUUUCUGGACCAUCUACUACAGUUUUAUCUCAGACAUUUCUUAUCUGGCAAAUUCUUUUCUCCAUUAUAUUUCUCGGGAGAAGAUAUAGGAUAAAUCAAAUAUUAGGAUGUACUCUUGUAGCAGUUGGUGUAAUCGUCAGUGUGGCAAGUGGAUCGAGUGCCACUCAUUCAUUUAAAGAUACAGGAAUACUUUGGAGUCUUCUUAUGGUGUUGUCUUUUCUGCUUCAAGGAGCAGAUACAGUAAUGAAGGAAGUCAUCUUUCUAGAUAGCAAAAAGCGGUUGAAGGGUGCUUCACUUGAUCUGUUUGUUGUAAACUCAUAUGGUUCAAUUUUCCAAGUCAUAUGCAUUGCGUUGCUUCUUCCUUUUCUUUCAAAACUUUGGGGCAUACCGUUUAACCAAUUACCGAGUUAUAUCAGAGACGGGGGUGCUUGUUUUCUGAAUAUUGGUUCUAGAAUAACAGGAUGCGAAGGGGCUCCCCUUCUUCCAGUAAUGUUUGUCAUGAUGAACAUGGCUUACAACAUCUCCCUUCUACGCCUCAUCAAGAUCUCAUCGGCAGUUGUGUCGUCUCUGGCAUCCACCGUUUCAGUGCCCAUAGCGGUGUACUGUUUCACGCUUCCCCUACCGUACCUUGGGGUGGCAUCUACACUUCCAAGGGGAGUGACCGGAACUCUCUCGGCGGCAUCAUCUCCAGCGGUGGCGGCGGUGUCUAUCUCCGCCGCUCUAAGACUCUCCAUCACUCCCACUCUCGCUAUCGCCUCUCCUCCUCAUCUCCGCUGGUUCACGACGUUUUCUCGUCAAUUUCUCGGCGGACGCAUCUCUUCACUCCGACCACGCAUUCCUUCUCCGUGCCCGAUUCGACUCUCUGGUUUUUCGGCUCUCAAAAUGAGAGCUUCGUUUAGCAGUGGGAGUAGUGCAAGUAGAGAGAUUCUGGUGCAGCAUUUGCUUGUUAAGAAUGAUGAUGUUGAGCUCUUUGCUGAACUCCAAAAGAGAAUCUUGGAAGGAGAGGAGAUGAGUGAUCUUGCGGCUGAGUACUCGAUUUGUCCAUCCAAAAAGGACGGUGGUAUACUUGGAUGGGUAAAACUGGGUCAAAUGGUACCAGAGUUUGAGGAAGCUGCGUUUAAAGCAGAGCCGAAUCAGGUGGUGAGGUGUAGAACCCAAUUUGGCUUGCACUUAUUGCAAGUUCUAUCUGAGAGGGAACCGGUGAAAGAUAUCCAGGUAGAGGAGCUACAUUCCAAAAUGCAAGAUCCAGUUUUCAUGGAUGAGGCUCAGUUAAUUGAUGUCAGAGAACCUGACGAGAUAGCCAUUGCAUCCUUGCCAGGAUUCCAAGUGUUCCCGCUCCGUCAAUUCGGAACCUGGGCACCAGACAUCACUUCAAAGCUGAACCCUGAGAAGGAUACAUUUGUCUUGUGCAAGGUUGGUGGCAGGUCGAUGCAGGUUGCCAACUGGUUACAGUCUCAGGGCUUCAAGAGUGUGUACAACAUCGCUGGUGGAAUACAAGCCUAUUCUCUCAAGGUUGACCCAUCAAUUCCUACUUACUGAAAUUGAGCAUCUUAGUAUUAUUUAGCUCUUUUUCUUGUAUCCUAAUUCGAAAUAACAUUGCAAAUCAGAUUUUCAAUAAACUAUAUAAUAUAAGGUUCAUUUCAGA